Molecule: messenger RNA, 423 nt
Organism: Epithele typhae
Lineage: Eukaryota; Fungi; Basidiomycota; Agaricomycetes; Polyporales; Epitheliaceae
Exons: 5
Coding region: 1-423 (140 amino acids)
Biological process (GO): protein peptidyl-prolyl isomerization
Molecular function (GO): peptidyl-prolyl cis-trans isomerase activity
Source: RefSeq, a predicted model, not a curated record
AUGCGCUUCUUCACCACCCUAUCUGUGCUCGCGCUUGCGCUGGUCGCUGCCGCGGACGGACCUACUGAGCUUGGCAUCGACCGCACCUACAUCCCGGAGGACUGCAAGGUUACCUCCCAGAACGGCGACAAGCUCCAAGUCCACUAUACUGGAAAGCUGUUCUCGAACGGCAACAAAUUCGACUCGAGCUUGGACCGCGGCACACCUCUCCCCCUGACUCUCGGAUCAGGCCAGGUCAUCCGCGGUUGGGAGGAGGGUCUGAAGGGUAUGUGCCAGGGCGAGAAACGCACUCUCACCAUCCCCUCGGCCAUGGCCUACGGCCCGCGUGGAUUUGGCAACGUCAUCCCCGCGAACUCUGCGCUCGUUUUCGACGUCGAGCUCGUCAAGCUCGACCCCUCCGGAGCCGCCCGCGAGGAGCUGUGA